Molecule: messenger RNA, 1049 nt
Organism: Gossypium raimondii (Peruvian cotton)
Lineage: Eukaryota; Viridiplantae; Streptophyta; Magnoliopsida; Malvales; Malvaceae
Exons: 3
Coding region: 130-786 (218 amino acids)
Source: RefSeq, a predicted model, not a curated record
AGAUGGCUACUAAUUGGUAAAGCCAAAUCCAAAAUCAGAAAAUCUUCUUCUGCCCUCCGCAAAGUAAAAACCCCUUUGUUUUAAAAAUCUGAUCGCUGCUGCUACUCUGGUCCGGAUCAAGAAAAGGAAAUGUUAGGUGCGCUUAGUGCUGCAAGUUUAACACUUGGUCUGGCUGGUGCGCCAGCAGCAUUCACCGCCCAAUGCGGCAAUGGUGGCGCUGCCAAAGCCUUAGCGUUUCCUAGUAGCAGCAACAGCAGCAACCGCGCCCAAUUGUUGGUUAAGAGCUCAUUCACUUCCACUUCCAGGACUCCACCAUCCUUUAGGACAGCCGUUGCUGCAGUGGACUCCGACCAGCUCAGUCCCGACAUGCAACAAUCCAAAAAAUACUAUUUUGUUGUUGCGAAUGCAAAGUUCAUGCUUGAUGAAGAGGAGCACUUCAAAGAACUUUUGUUUGAGAGGCUUCGUUACUACGGAGAACGCAAUAAAGAGCAGGACUUCUGGCUUGUAAUUGAACCCAAGUUCUUGGAAAAUUUCCCUGACAUCACAAAGAGGUUGCGCAGGCCUGCUGUUGCUCUGGUUUCAACUAACGGCCCUUGGAUCACGUUUAUGAAGUUGAGGUUGGACAGAGUUUUAUCUGAUAGCUAUGAAGCUGACAAUCUUGAAGAAGCUUUAGCUUCAAAUCCUACCACUCUGGAGUUUGAGAAGCCAGAAAACUGGGUGGCUCCCUACCCAAAAUAUGAAUUUGGAUGGUGGGAUCCCUUCUUGCCAACUGGAGUUAAAGUUUGAAGUACAGCAUUUUUGGCUAUCGUUUUUUUGUUUAGUUGGAACCAUUACUAUAACAGAUGAAAGAUUAAUUAAUGUGGGUGUCCAUUUUGCAUGAGUUGGUGCUUCCUAGAGACAAGUUGAAAAUUUUAAUCUCGGAUGUUACAACUGCUAAGCUAAUAUCUUAACUCUAGCGUGUAGACCUCUAUGUGUAGAAUUCUCUUGAUUUGAUUCUCCCUUUUUCUUGAGAGAUAAAGGUCAAUAGUUCAAGACUCAAGAAUUGCCUA